Messenger RNA from Chionomys nivalis (European snow vole), 2307 nucleotides. RefSeq names its product zinc finger protein 431-like. Gene Ontology annotation, biological process: regulation of transcription by RNA polymerase II. NCBI's taxonomy places the organism in Eukaryota, Metazoa, Chordata, Mammalia, Rodentia, Cricetidae. The transcript has 4 exons. Gene Ontology annotation, molecular function: RNA polymerase II cis-regulatory region sequence-specific DNA binding; DNA-binding transcription factor activity. Bases 120 to 1607 code for a protein of 495 amino acids. The record is from RefSeq and is a predicted model, not a curated record.
GCCACUGCUCCUUUUGGGCUGCAGAUAAGCUGGGGCCAGUGUUUUCUUUCGCCUUUUGUGCUGCCAGUUCCACUGCAGGCAGCUGUGAGAGGGCCGCGGGCGAGCCAGGAAGCCACGACAUGAAUGCAGUGACCUAUGAUGAUGUGCAUGUUGACUUCACUUGGGAAGAGUGGACAUUGCUGGAUCCUUCCCAGAGGAAUCUCUACAAAGAUGUGAUGCUGGACACCUACCAUAACCUCAGUAUCAUAGAAUACAGUUGGGAAGACCAUAAUAUUGAAGAACGUUUUCAAAAUUCCAGAAGACAAGAAAGGCCUGAACGAAAUCAUACUGGAGAGAAACCUUCUGUAUGUAGUCAGUAUGUUAAAGUCUUUGCUUAUGACAGACAUCUUCAAAGGCAUGAAAGCACACAUUUUGGAGAGAAACUGUAUGAAGUUAGUCUAUGUGGUAGAGCCUGUGAACGUGAUAGAGAUCUUCAAAUGAAGGAAAGAGCACAGACUGAAGAGAAACCUUAUGCAUAUAAUCCAUGCGGUGGAGCCUUUACUCCCCACAGUCAUCUCCGAAGGCAUGAAAGAACAAAAACUGAAGAGAAGCCCUAUGGAUGUGAUCAAUGUGGUAAAGCCUUUGCACAUCCUAGAAAUCUUCAAAUGCAUAAAAAAACACAUAGUGGAGAGAAACCCUAUAGAUGUGAUCAGUGUAGUAAAGCCUUUCCAUAUCAUACAAAACUUCAGAUACAUAAAAGAACACAUACAGGGGAGAAACCCUAUGGAUGUGAUCAGUGUGGUAAAGCCUUUGCAUAUCAUAGUAAUCUUCACGUACAUAAAAGAAUACAUACUGGAGAGAAGCCCUAUAGAUGUGAUCAAUGUGGUAAAGCCUUUGCACAUCGUAGAAAUCUUGAAGUACAUAAAAGAACACAUACUGGAGAGAAACCAUAUGAAUGUAAUCAAUGUGGUAAAUCUUUUGCUUAUCACAAUACUUUUCAUAUGCAUAAAAGAACACAUACCGGAGAGAAACCAUAUGACUGUAAUCAAUGUGGUAAAGCCUUUACAAGUUACGGUAGUCUUCAAAGACAUACAAGAAUACAUACUGGAGAGAAACCCUAUGAAUGUAACCAAUGUGAAAAAGCAUUUGCUGAUUUCAAAUCUUUUCAAAUUCAUAAAAGAAGCCAUACUGGAGAGAAACCAUAUGAAUGCAAUCAGUGUGGUAAAGCCUUUACACAACACACUAAUCUUCAAACGCAUAGAAGAAGACAUACUGGAGAGAAACCCUAUGAAUGUAGUCAAUGUGGUAAAGCUUUUGCAUGUCACAGUAGUCUUCAGAUACAUAAAAGAACACAUACUGGGGAAAAACCCUAUGAAUGCAAUCAGUGUGCUAAAACCUUUGCACAAAUUAGUCACCUCCAAACACACAAAAGAACACAUACUGGAGAGAAACCCUAUGAAUGUAAUCAGUGUGGUAAAGCCUUCACUUCUCACAAUGCUCUUCAAAUGCAUAAAAGAACACAUACUGGAGAGAAACCCUAUGAAUGUAAUCAAUGUGGUAAAGCCUUUACACAACACACUAAUCUUCAAAUACACAGAAGAAGACAUACAGGAGAGAAACCCUAUUAAUAUAAUCAAUAUCAUAAAGCCUUUGAAUGUCACAGUAAUCUUCAAAUGUGUACAAGAACACAUACUGGAGAGAAACCCUAUGAGUGUAAACAAGUGGUAAGGCAUUUCCUCACCAUAAUGGUCUUCAGCUACAUGAGGGAACACAUACUGAAGAGAAACCCUAUGAAUCAGUGUUGUAAAGCCUUUGCAUUGAUCAACAGUCUUUGAACUUAUCAGAAAAAGAUGUACUGCGGAUAAACCCUAAAUAUAUAGUCAGUGUGGCAAAAUUUUGCAGUUUAUACAGGAGUAAACCUGUUUGUGUGCCUUUUUUUAUUAAAGCCUUUUUUAUUGCAAUAGUAUUUGAGUGCCUAUAAAAUAUUCUGAGAGCAUAUUAUCUGUAAAGAAUUUGGUAAGCUCUCUAUCCAACACACAUUCUUACAUGAAAGAGCAUUUACUCUGGAAAAAUUUGACAGUGUCACCCAUCUGUUCAAGAUUUAUGAUGUCCGUUUUUAUAUUGUUUGCCUCUGCAAAUGAUGGGGGAAAAAUCAGUUUAAGAAUUUAUGAAGCCCUAUGUGUAGGGAAAAUGUUUGAACCAAAAAACAUACCCUCAGGGGCUGGAGAGAUGGCUCAAUGGUAAGAGCACUGACUGCUCUUCCAGAGGUCGUGAGUUCAGUUCCCAGCAACCACAUGAUGGCUCACAACCAUCUGUAAUGAGAUCUGG